Molecule: messenger RNA, 3038 nt
Organism: Epinephelus moara (kelp grouper)
Lineage: Eukaryota; Metazoa; Chordata; Actinopteri; Perciformes; Serranidae
Gene: dok7b
Product: docking protein 7b
Exons: 12
Coding region: 88-2265 (725 amino acids)
Biological process (GO): neuromuscular junction development; positive regulation of protein tyrosine kinase activity
Molecular function (GO): protein kinase binding
Source: RefSeq, a predicted model, not a curated record
UUGAAAAGUGACCUCCCCUCUCUAUGGACUGGGGCACACACACACAACACACACACCACACACAGCUGCUCGGAACCAUGACAGAAGAUGACGGAUACAGUGGUCGCGGAGGGACAAGUCAAGUUUAGAGAUGGAAAGAAGUGGAAGACUCGGUGCGUCGUUCUUCGGAAGCCCUCUCCGGUCGCAGACUGUCUGACUCUGCUGGUGUAUAAAGAGAAGAAGAAAGGGAAGGAGAAGAGCACAGGCCACAAGGAGAGGCUCAAUGUAACACUGGAGGGGAUCUGUGGCGUGGAGCCGGGGCCCGGUUAUGACGGGGUAUCCUACACCCUCUCCAUCCUCUGCCUGGCUCACACGCUGGUCCUGGGCUUCACCAGCCGAGACGCGCUGCUGGCCUGGGAUGCCCGCAUCUGCUACAGCCUGGGAGAAGUCCACAGGUUCAGUGUCAACGUCGAGCCAGGUACCAAACUGGAAAGCGGCCCCGCCUCCCUCCACCUGUGCAACAACCUAUUGGUCCUCACCAGAGGCGUCCCUCCUGUCGUCAUUGGACACUGGAAGCUGUCAGCGUUGCGUCGAUAUGGCGCUGUGCCAAAUGGCUUUGUGUUCGAGGGCGGGACUCGCUGCGGAUAUUGGGCUGGUGUUUUCUUCUUGUCCUGUUCAGAAGGAGAGCAGAUCAGUUUCCUGUUUGACUGCAUUGUCAGGGGCAUCAGCCCCAGCAGGACCCCUCAUGGCCUGCGUCCUGCCCUGCCAGAUCCCAGUGCUGACCCAGUGUCAGCAGAGGACCGAAUCGACAAGGAGGCAUCAGAGCUGGAGAAGAGACUCAGCAUGUUGUCUCAGAGCAGCCUCGCGAGCAGCACAGCUUCCACUUAUAGCUGCAGCACAUCUGUUGCCGGGGACGACCAGAGCAGCAUCUCCAGCUCCUCCUCCAGCCAGUCAGAUGCAAGCUACGGAAGCAGACUUCCAUUUUGGGUGGAGCCAUUAGGUAGACCUCACCUGUCCAACGAGACGGCGUCAAGCUCGUCCACGCUGAAGGUUUUGACCAGCUCAGAUGACAGGCUUUAUGCUGCUGUGAUGGGAAGCUCUGGGACUCGGCCAUCCUCCGCCCAGCUCCAUUCUCGUGGUCUCCAUGACAGCGGGCGACAAAGCUCAUUAGACAGUGGGAUCGGAAUAGCUACAGGCAGUCAGUCAUCUUACUCAGGGAGCUGCUCCUCGUAUACGGGGAGUCUGGACAUGGCCAGCCAGGGAGGGGAGGGGGAGUUUGGCUCUGUGGCCAGCCUACCUGCUCCACCCCCUCCUCCUUCUUCACCUCCUGCUCUUCCUCCCCCAACUUCUCCUCCACCUCCUCCUACUUUUCAGUCCACACCUGUCCCAGACCACAGUUGUGCUACCUCUUCCUCCUGCUCUUGUUCCUCCAGAUCCAGCUCUCGUGCGUCCCGGAGGCACAGUGACGAGUAUCAAAUCCCCAACCUGCUCAGACUGCGGUAUGACACCCCCAGGAGUCUGCUCCAGACCCUGUCCCUGAGGGUACAGGAAGGCCCACCAGAGCUGGACAGGGACAGCAGGGGCAGUGGGGAUGCAGGGGGCAGUCAGGGACAAAGGUUGAGCAACAUCCCCACAGAAGCCAAGGCUCAGCAUCAUGCUGGGAUGCAGCGCUCACAAUCCUGGGGCAGUGAGAGGGCGCCCUCCGUAGACAGUGAGGGGAGGUCCACACCUAGAACCCUGCUGGUGCCUGGAGGUCCAGUUUGUGCAGAAACACAGUGCAGUCAUGGGUCAGACAACUACAUUACACCGGAGCAGUGGCGGUCAGCGAGGAACAGAUGCCUGACUCAGGCUGCCAACUCACCAUCAGGCCUGUCACCUUCUGCAGAUACACAAGAUCCUCCUCUCUGUGUGACAGAGGAUCAGGAUGAAGUUGGGGAUGUUGCUGAUAGGUUAGCAGGUCUGAAGUGGUCGUUGUCCUCUCUGCCAACCUCUGCCCCUCCACCUCCACCUGUAGCACUGAGCAUGCACAGGCCAACAUCAGCUUGUGGUAUUUUCCAGUCAGCCCACGCAGCUCCUUCAUCCCUGGACACUGGGCUCCACGGUGGCAAUGCUGCUAAUUAUGUUAAUAUCCCCAUUAGCCCCCUGCCAGCUAGAACUAACAGAGAGCUCCUCUACACGGAGCUUGACCUGCGGGAGCCCGGCUCAGCUCCAGCCUCUGGUCCUUACAGUCCUCUCAGAGGUAAGACUUUGCUGCUCUGCAGACCCAGUAAGAAUACACAGCCUUAAAUUUAAAUCUCCUAUUUUUCUACUGCUGCUUUCUUUUUUAACUGGCUUCUGAGAGGGUGGUUUUAUGUCAGCUUUUGCAUCAUACGUCUUCAAUAUCCAUAGACCUAAUCUAUCAUUAGCAUACACAAUAUUAUAGUUUGACACGGUGUACAUUGAUAAAAGGUAAGAACAAAGGCAGGAGUAAGGACAACAGAACUGCAAUAUGUUUAAUUUGGCUAAAAUUGGUCUUACAAAACCUAAAUGCACCACCAAAGAAAAAAUUGCACUGAUAUAGAGUGCUGCAGGAAUGAGUCCUAAAACCCCCGAAAUGAGUCGGUAUUAACAUUUCGGUUCCCUUGUCUCGAAGUCGGUGGGUUUUUUGGUCAGAUGUCUGAAAUAAGGUCUGUGGUUAAUACAAGCUCGAGAUUUUGUUCUACAAUGUAACAUACUGCACUCGUGAAUUUGGAAGGUUUUAUGUGUUGUAAAAAAAGGCGUAUAAGAAAUGUCUGACAUUACCACAUGCAUGCCAAACACGGCACUACAGCCUCACUGUGGUGGCGACAUAGAAGUCAUGUGACCAUAGUGUAGUUCGUUUAGCUUUAACUUCUUGCAGUUGCAUUUGCACUUUAAAGAUUAUAAAGUGAUGUUCAUUUGUGAAGUAUAUCUUGUUGAACAAGACGAUUUUCUGCAGUCAUCCAAAACGGAAAUGGAAAAAUCCCCCCCUUUUUUUGAGGUAACAAGUGCAGUGCUAACUUACAAAUUGGCCUACCAAAAAAGUCAUCCCUGCAGCACUC